Messenger RNA from Penicillium brasilianum, 1091 nucleotides. The record is from the annotation of a GenBank genome assembly. NCBI's taxonomy places the organism in Eukaryota, Fungi, Ascomycota, Eurotiomycetes, Eurotiales, Aspergillaceae.
CUUCGUUCCCCCCAUCUACCUUUCUUUCAACUUCACUCUCUUUUGUCCCUCUCUCACUCUAUCCAUACCCCGUCGGGAAAUCACCCUUAGAGACACAGUCAUGUCCCCGCGAUCCCUCCGGGGCCAAUCGCCCAUGCAUUCCCCAGAUCGCAACCCAGCAGAAUCACCUCGGGGAGAUCACCGUCCACGAAGUGUCACACGAAGCCCAUCGCCUGGCCGCCAACGCCGCACCAAGAGCAGAAGUCGAUCUGUAUCGCGAGGCCGAUCUCCCUCGCGUUCUCGAAGUCCCGGUAGAGGUGGUAGACGUUACAGGAGUGCGAGUUACAGUCGCUCUCCCAGCCCAAAUCGGAGUCCUCCACAAAGCGCAAAGAUUGUGGUUGAGAAACUGACCAAGAAUGUCACGGAGAAACACCUUCGCGAAAUAUUCGGCAGCUUUGGAGAUAUCGAAUACCUCGACCUACCCAUGAACAGAUCCUUUAUGACCAACCGUGGCACCGCCUACAUCCUCUACUACGACCCCGCCGACGCAGAAGCUGCCAUUGCCCAUAUGCAUGAAGCUCAACUUGAUGGCGCUAUUCUGAACGUUUCAAUUGUACUUCCUCGCCGAAAAUUUUCACGAUCACCGCCACCAGUAUCUAACAGAGGAGGUGGUGGGCGCUCUCGCUUUGGCAAAAGGUCAUACGGAGAGUCACCUCCGAGGAGACAGGGACGUCAACGGGCAGGAGAAAGGCGCGACACAUAUCGACCCCAGUCUCUGUCACGGUCACGAUCCCCAGUGCGAUCGCGGUCUUAUUCUCGAUCUCGCUCGCCCCCUCGACGAGGUAGCCGUCGUCCCGAAAGUCCCCGACAGCGCCACCGGCGGAGCCCUAGUUACAGCAGCUAUGGUUACAGCAGUCGUAGUGACAAAAGUCGGAGUCCAGUGAGGAGUCGGAGCCGGAACCGGCACUAGUCCACGCGCUGGGCUACAAAUCUGGGCGAAUGAAUUCUCGGAACAACCUUUGAGCCUUGGUUCACAUCUCAGAAUCCUCGCGCAAACUAUUUGAUGACAAUCGUAAAAUGACCAAAAGCAAUUUCAAGAGACGCCCUUUGAG